ACAGGCUUCACUGAUCGCAUUAGAGAGCUUCUGGGCUACUGUGUCGUAUAUUCCAUCUCUUGAGACUCAUAUUGCUUCGGAGCAGAAGGAUGAAGUCUGCUCUCUUAUUUGCUUUAGUAGCCGUUCUAACUUCCGAGGCUGCCAAGCUGCCUUCUACAAUUAAACUUUGCAGGAAAAAAGACCCGAAUAUGAAUGAGUGUCUAAGAGCUUCCAUUAAAAAUGCCAUUAGAGAAAUGAAAUCUGGACUUCCAGAAAUUCAGUUGAUUCCUGUGGACCCUCUAUUUAUGACUAAGGUCACGAUUCAGGAUGGAGCUGGAAGACCAGUGAAUAUUAAUCUUGAGCUGAAUAAUGUGAAGAACUCAGGGUUCAGUGAGAGCGAUAUCGAAGCCGCCAGAAUUGACUUUGACAAGCACAUCAUAGAAGCAGACGUCUUCUUAAAGUUUUCGAAACUGGAGGCCGACUAUGUGAUGAAUGGAAAAUUUUUGGUGCUUCCUAUUAAAGGAAACGGGAAGUGCAUAAUGGAAUUCACUGGAUUGAAUACGACAUUGCGAUUGAGAGCCGAACCAAUGACACGCAAUGGCAAAUCUUACUGGAAUGUGGUAUACUUUGGAAUAAAUAUAAACAGCUUGCAAGACUUAAAAAUAAAUUUUGAUAAUCUCUUCAAUGGGGAUAAAUUGUUGAGUGAUAGCACAAACCUAGUCCUGAAUGAAAACUGGAAACAAUUCUGGGCAGAGCUGAAACCAUCAUUUGAAGAAACUUACGCAGAAGCAUUCUUGCAGUUAUCGAAAACCGUUUUCGGUAAAGUCGCAGAAAAUGACAUAUUUUUGGACUAAAUAAAAUGUAUAGGCGCAGCAUAACGUAUCUUACAAGAAAUUAUGUACAAGAGACACAUAAUGCUGAUAUGGAUUUGUUAUUAAUGUAUAAACAUAUAUUCAUUUCGACAUUACGUAUUUUUCAUACGUUCUUGACAUUUCGAUAUAAGAUGCGCACGACGUGUUAUUUUCUGAAUAUGUACCAGUUUUCAUCAAGAAGUGAACUGUAUAAUAAAAAAAAACAAUAUUAGGACUAAAAUAUUCUAAAGGCGCAGAUACAAAA
Molecule: messenger RNA, 1095 nt
Organism: Cryptotermes secundus
Lineage: Eukaryota; Metazoa; Arthropoda; Insecta; Blattodea; Kalotermitidae
Product: protein takeout
Exons: 6
Coding region: 90-833 (247 amino acids)
Source: RefSeq, a predicted model, not a curated record